AUUAAGAAAAGAAAAAUGGGAGUUGUUUUUGACGCUCCAACUAGAGAGUGUCAACAAGAAGAAGCUCAGUGGGUGGAAGCUGAAGAAUCUUCACGAUUUCGCCGGAAGUCUCGCCGGAUCCUUGUCUCAUCCCCUUCUCGACGGGCCCUCACCCACUGUGAGUAAUACCCAUCUCCCAAUCUCUGCUGCUGAGCUCCGUUUAGUCUCUUGUUGCCUGUCGGGGCUUUUCUUGAACGAACAAGAACGGAGCAGAUCCCACCCCCAUGAAAGAUUCGAACCCGGAAGGAGUACAGCCCAUAGGGCAGAAUCUGAUUAAGGUCAUCAGCAAUGUCUGCUUCUCGGGGUUCGUGUUCCUGGUCUUGAUUUUCACCGCCAUCGCCGUCACCUACCAGCCCCCAGAUCCGUGGCUCGAUUCCGCUCCUGCCCUCGCCAAGCUCUUCACCCAAAACGGCAAUGCCACCUUCAAAAACGACAACUCGAUUCUCCGGACCGGCGAGGACUUGGCGAGCUCGGCAGGCCCCCCUGUUCUCCCCCCUAAGGCUGCUGCUGCAGCUGCAGCUGCCCCGGCCAUCACCGAGGCUGUGAUCGAGAAGGCCGAGGAGAAAAUCGAAAACUCGACCGUUAAAUCAGGUCCUGCUGCCCCGGCCUGUGAUGGGCUGGCGGGAAAGGCGAUUAAUUGCUCGGACCCGCGGGUGCUGAUUGCAAUCGAAAGGUUCAAUCUUCGAGCUUUUAAGUCAAUUGUGUUUCUUGAUUACCAGACACCAGUUAAUGGGUCGAAACCCAAUGAGUGCGAUGUUAUGUGGAGGUUUAGGAACAAGAGGGAGAGGUCUUGGAGGAAGUAUAGGGAUUACAGGAGGUUUAAGAUCCGUGUCAAAGAGGAUUGCAACUAUAAGGUGGUCCACCCCGGAGGCUGGCAUUCGGGUGUUAAUGCCCGUCGGGCUUGGAUCGGCAGUCGACCUAAUGCCGCAAAGAAGGGGGGAAAUAAUAGAAAAGUUUCACCUCCUGUUAGCAAGGAUGAUCAGAUCAAUGAUACGAUCCCAACUUUGGGAUCUGAUUCGAGUUUUAGGAAGGGCAAGUACUUGUACUAUUCUCGGGGAGGGGACUACUGUAAGGGUAUGAACCAUUAUAUGUGGAGUUUCUUAUGCGGGCUUGGGGAGGCUAUGUUCUUGAACCGGACGUUCGUGAUGGACUUGAACAUUUGCUUGGCUGCGACUUAUAACCCAAGCAAUAAGGACGAGGAGGGGAAAGACUUCCGGUUUUAUUUCGAUUUCGAGCACUUGAAGGAGGUUGCUUCGAUCGUGGAGGAGGGCGAGUUCUUGAGAGACUGGAAGAAGUGGGACCGGACUCACAAGAAGAAGAUCCCUCUGAGGAAGGUCCCGUCCUACAAGACUACUUCGAUGCAGCUCAAGAAGGACAAGAGCACAAUCAUAUGGAGGCAAUUUGAUGGCCCCGAGCCCAACAACUACUGGUACCGAGUCUGCGAGGGCCAAGCUGGGAAUUUUAUCAAAAGGCCAUGGCGGGCUCUGUGGAAGUCCAAGAGGCUGAUGAACAUAGUGUCUGAAAUAAGCGGGAGAAUGGACUGGGACUUCGAUGCAGUCCAUGUGGUUCGGGGAGAGAAGGCUCGGAACAAGGAGCUGUGGCCCCACCUGGACUCCGAUACCUCCCCUGAUGCAAUUCUUGAGAAACUCAAAGGGGCAAUUCAGCCUUGGAGGAAUCUGUACAUCGCCACCAAUGAGCCCUUCUACAAUUACUUCGACAAGCUGAGGUCUCAGUAUAAGGUUCACUUGCUCAACGAUUAUAAGGAAUUGUGGGGGAACACGAGCGAUUGGUACAAUGAGACGACAGCUCUAAAUAAUGGACGGCCUGUGGAAUUUGAUGGGUAUAUGAGAGUCGCUGUGGACACGGAGGUUCUCUAUAGGGCAAAGACGAGGGUGGAGACAUUCUAUAACUUGACAAGAGAUUGCAAGGAUGGCAUCAAUACCUGCUAAGUAAUUAUUGGUUGGAGAUAGAGAUAGAGAUACCUCUGCUGAUUCUUUGAUAACCGAUGGGAAAAGUUUUUGUGUCUCUUCUUGUUUAUGCCUGUAGUCUAAGGAUUCGGAUUCUUGGGGAGAUAUCGUUUAGUAUAUGCCUGUUCUUUUGUUGCAUUGAUUGAUGAUCAGCGAUAUGUGGGAUGUGGGAAUUCGAUGUGUAUCAUAUGUUCAAAUUAUUGCAUGUUGGUGUAUCUUCUGAGUCUCUGA
This is a messenger RNA of Punica granatum (pomegranate), 2237 nucleotides long. The record is from RefSeq and is a predicted model, not a curated record. Lineage: Eukaryota; Viridiplantae; Streptophyta; Magnoliopsida; Myrtales; Lythraceae.